Messenger RNA from Linum tenue, 976 nucleotides. Lineage: Eukaryota; Viridiplantae; Streptophyta; Magnoliopsida; Malpighiales; Linaceae. The record is from the annotation of a GenBank genome assembly.
GAACCGGAUUUUAAUCUGCAGAUUUGGAGCCCUAAUUUUGACUGAGAGCGUCUCCUCCGUUUCAAUUCCCCAAUUUUUCCCAAGUGGGGUGGCAAGGACGACAGCAGCAGCCCCAAAAAGUCGCUGCCGGGAAGCAGCGGUCGACGAAGUAAGGAGGUUAAGCGAGGAACUUUAGCGAUUCGGUCGGUUUUCGUUUCGAAUAGGGCACGGAGAUGGCGAAGCGCGAGAUAUCUAGCACUCUCAAGAACUUGAAGUUCAUGCAAAGGGGAGCCCUUAAAGAAGUGAAACCCCAAAAACAAGAAGAGGUUCAACCAGAUGGGAAUUUCCGCUCACCGGGAGGUAUUAGAAAAUGUGUGGUAAUAAUGGAAGGUGAUCCCCACCCUACUGCAGCUAUAGGCCGGUUGUCAUUUGGUAGUUUCAAUCCUUCUGUCGAUAAACUAAAUGAAGAAACAGCGAACCUUGCUUCUCCAGAACCAGCAUCGUCAUCUGGUGGUCACACAAAAGCAAAGGCAUCCCUAAGAGAAAAUGGGUUGUCGCCGGAUGGUGCAGAAUGCUCGGACACAGCCAUGCCUGAUUCUCAUGGAAGUGGAGACCAGAAAAGGAAACAGCCUGAUGUAGUUUCUGAAACAGAAAACUUUAAUACAUCAGCAAAAGCCGUUGAAGGUGGAGAUCAGUCAACAAGGAAGAAGAGCAAGAAAGCUUCUUUUAGGCAGAAGCACCAAAAGCUGGACUUCGCCGUUCUGAGAGCAAAGACUGAAAAUAAAUGAAGAGUAAUGCUGGUUUAACUAUUAAGUGGCUGUAUCAAUGAUGUGUUAGAAAUCCCAGUUUUGUCAGCAUUCUUGAAUGUAUUAGUCACGAGCCUGUACUUGCAAGUUUAACCUUCUUUCUAAUGAUUUCAACUUUCAAGUGCUCUGCUGAAUUGAACUUGUUAAGAAGUUACUAUCUGCUUUGCAGCUUUCGUCAUGUUAACCUGGUG